This is a messenger RNA of Rhagoletis pomonella (apple maggot), 3870 nucleotides long. Its product is annotated as probable WRKY transcription factor protein 1. The annotation marks the transcript as partial. Lineage: Eukaryota; Metazoa; Arthropoda; Insecta; Diptera; Tephritidae. The transcript has 9 exons. The record is from RefSeq and is a predicted model, not a curated record.
GUCGACCGGAACCAAUUGUGACCUGGUUAAAUGGGACAAUGCAACUGGAGUCAGGCAAUGGCGUUUCAAUGGGCCGGCAUGUGACUGUCAAUCGGUUAGAGGUGCCCCAUAUCACACGCGCUACGCUAAAUAAUACCUAUCGCUGCCAGGCAUCAAAUACUAAGUUAGUGCCACCCGUAGAACGCAGUAUACGCAUCGAAAUGUUAUUAAAACCUACAUCUGUAAACCUAACGAAUAAAUUGAAGGUCUUUUCAUCUGGCACUCAGUAUAAUUUAACUUGUGUGGUUGCGGGCUCAGUACCAGAUACGGAAAUACGCUGGACUCAGAAUAAUCGACCUUUUAAAAGAGGAGUGCUAACGACAACACAAAAUAAUGGCAAAGUCUUCUCAACCUUAUCAUUCCAUCCACAACCCGAAGACGAUGGCACAAUGCUGAAGUGCGAAGGCUCCAAUCCGCGCUUGCAAAACUCGGCAAUCGAAGACUCACUUAUGUUAAAUGUUAUGUAUCCACCACAAGUGACACUGUCGUUGGGCUCAACACUCAAACCGGAUGACAUUAAAGAAGGCGAUGAUGUUUACUUUGAGUGCCAUAUAAAGGCCAAUCCAAAGGAACAUCGCAUUACGUGGUCACAUGAUGGUAUUCCUGUCACGCAGAAUGUCUCGUGGGGCAUCAUCAUUUCUACUCGUUCGCUUGUUCUACAACGUGUUGCACGCGUACAUGCUGGUUUCUAUGCGUGUGCAGCGGCCAACGACCGCGGCGAGACACAAAGUUCAAUGGUGAAUUUGCGAAUACGCUACGCGCCCGUUUGCAGUACUAAUACAAUGAUUGUGAUUGGCGCUUCGCUAGAGGAGGCGGUGCCUAUACCUUGCCGUGUUAAUUCCGACCCACCGGAAAUUGAUUUUGAAUGGACUUUUUCAACGAGCGGCGAACACUUUGAAGUACCAUCAGGCCAUUAUGCGACGAUACAGGAAGCCACGACCACCGGUGACGUACAUCGUACUAUAAUCGAAGCGAACGAUACACACUUUGAGACUUAUGUAGAAACCGUAAGCGAAUUGAUAUACACUCCAAAGGGGGAACGAGACUAUGGCACACUGGCAUGCUGGGGCCAAAAUUCAAUUGGCAAACAAUCAGAGCCGUGUUUGUUUCAAGUAGUGCCAGCAGCUAAGCCUGGCGCGUUGCGCAACUGUACGUUGCGUCCAUAUGUGGUGACCUCCGCCUCGCUAAACUCAUCGAAUCAGACAACAAUGCAUGGCAAUCAGAUGGUGCCGGCACAAUAUGGCCGACACGAAUCAAAUUUUCCGCAUAUGGAGUAUGUACGUGAGCGUAAUAAUAACAAUAGCAACAACAAUAAGAAUGGCAAUAAAAUUCACAAUAGCGAUGGCAGUGGCAACAACAAAGCGAGUAGCACUAGCAAAACCAAUAAUAAAAUAAGCAGCAUUCUUAAUAAGCAACAGCAACAGCAACAGCGAAAAAAUAAUGCAAAUACAUUGAUUGGUCAGCAGCAACAGAAAUUGCAUCACCAACAACAAAAACAUCGGCCGCCACAAGUGAACGAACAACAACAGCGACAACAACUGCAACGCCUGAAAGAACGUACAUCAUUUACGCCAUCUCAGACACUGGCGGCAAUCAAGAGACAACAACAGCAACAACAACAGCUGCAACGACAGCAGCAACAACAAAAACAUAACAAGGAAACAUCAUCAUCAUCAGCAGCAGCAGCAGCAGCUGUCGCAGCUGAAGCGUCCGCAGUAGCUGGAGCUGACAUUAACAAAAAAUUGCUAGCAGCUGCAACGCGUAAGCCAGCGACUUUGCAGGGUACAGAUGCCGCAGGCAACUUAGCAACGAUGGCGUAUAUCAAUAACAAAACUGAUGGAUUACCCACGAAGAUGCGAGUGGACAGCAAACAUCGAGUGAAACGUGCUGCUGAUGAGCAUGCAACAACAGCUAAACAGCACAACAAGAACACCAGUUCGAAGCAUAAGCAAAAGAAGAAGAUUCACAAAGAGACUGCGUCAGUGAAGGAGCUACAGCUACAGCAUUCAAGAAAGCUAACUUCAAAGCAGACGCAGAAGAUGAAGAUGAAUGUGAGCAACAAAAGGCAAAAAUCAAAUUUAUCACUGCCAACAGUUGGUGAUGAGGCUGCGGCUGUCGUCGGCAAUGGCAGAAAUGUGCAGGCCAACAACAAGGGUAACAACAAGCAAACGCCAGCGACGAAAUACUACAAUUGGCGGCGAAAAAAUACGCACAAACGUGAGGUGGCACCAGUGAUGAGCGAAGUAAUCCAUCAUUCAACGGUAAUGGCAACGGCAAUGCCAACAGCAACAGCUAUAUCAAAGGAAACGGAAAAGGAAGCCAACGAAGUAUCAGUGGAUGAUGAAGCAGCUAAAGUUCACGAAGAAUUGCGACUUACCAAGAGAGAAGCAGGUAGUAUAGUGGCAAAUGAGUAUGAGCAACAUGCAACUUACAAAGGAGAAGUAAGCGCAGAUUUAGCGCCAGUAAAAGUGUUUGAAACAGCUGCAACCAACGACAACAACACAAUCACACUCAGCAGCAGCACUUUCGGCCCACCAAUUGGCAAUUUCAUCAACUCAAAGGCGAAUAAUCAAACACACCAACAAAAUGUGCAACAGCGCUCACAAAUAGAGCUUCAGCAUGAAUCAGCGCCGCCGCUCAUUGCCACAGAUGAUAUAGCAGCGUCCGCCACAAGCUCAAUUGAUAAGGUGCGUAUACGCAAAUCUUUGACGGCCAAAAAUGUUGGCGCAACUGCUCGUGUUAGCAGUAGUAGUAGUAGUAGCAUUAAUGCUGACGGCAAAAGCGAACACCAUUUCUCGCAGUACAGCAAAGUUAGCCAUCACGAUAACAAUUUUACCCAAAACUUCAACAAAGUCAACAAUAACAAUGUGACACCCAGCGCGCCAACUAGCGCGCUUCAAAUAAGCAAUCACGCAGUUGCAUUUCAUCAUCAAAAGCAACAACAAUAUGAACAAGAACAGCAACGCCCAACAAAUGGUAAUCGCGGCAUCGAUGUUAUUGGCAUGCAACGCGCAAUUAAUGAUCUAGCCUCCAGCUCAGAUGAAAGUGACAGAGCAGCAGAAAUUUUUGGUAACAAAUUUGCUUAUGAAGAUGACGGUGAUGAGAUUGACAUGCCAGCCGAUGAAGUGGCUGUUGGUGCUGAUGGCAUGGAUAAAGAGUCGGACGGCGAAGUGGAUGUUAACACCGCUGAAGCUGGCGCUGGUGUUGAAGCUGAUAUUGAUGCAGACGAGACCGACGAUGGCGAGGAUGCGGAGCUAAAUAGCUUCAUUGAGGUGGAUGAGGAGCUAUCACCACCCACUCUGAGCGCCCUACGGAGUGAGUUUCGUUUGCCAUCAGCCGAUAUAGCAGAUGCGGCAGAUGGGCCACAUUUCGAUUACUCACGCAUGGAAUAUAGUUUUAGUAAUGGCAUUGCUACGCACAGUCUGGUCGGCAGCAAUGGUAAUGGGCACGGUCUUGGUCUGGAUGGCAUUAGCAAUGGCAACGGUAUCGGUGGGGGUGGGGGAGGUGGUACUAUCAACCUGGAAAAUUACGAUAACAUUGUUUACUCAACGAUGGAAUUGGAAUGCAUGCCGGGCUAUGAUGGUGGUUUGCAGCAGCAGUUCUUCCUGGAGGCAUACGAUUCGAAGACGAAGAAACUGCGAUUAAAUACGACGAGCACAUAUGCGGAUAUACCCAUAUUUCGUAUCGAUUUGAGUGAUCUAACUUCCAUGGAUUACUAUCCCGAUGCCAAUCCAGCCCUGCAUCUGGUAGUAUACAGCGCAAAUCAGAAAGGUCGUUCCGAACCAAUCGUUUUAGAAAAUAUUCCGAUAAAUGAAGCUGAAAAACGACAAG